UGUUCACGCUCUGAAACCUUGUCUCAUGGGUUGAGGUUUGCAUGGAACAGGAAGCAUCUCUCUCAAGUAGUCAGAACAAUUCUGGGUACUUCGACAUACUCGCUUCAGUGUCGCUUACAAUGUGAGUCGACGAGACGGGGAAUUGGUUACUGUUGGGUUACAGUUAUAGUGGCUUAUGAAGUGUGUGUGUAACGAGAGCUGAGCAGAUUGAACGUGAUCAGAAGAGACAAUGUGCCUGUAAGCUGCGAAAUCCUUUCACGUAGUAAAGAUUGGUCCCCUGAGGUGCUGAUGUUAAAGAUCAAUGUCUGGAUACGGCCAGAAGAGACUAGUGAGACAUUGUGAACAUCAGAGAAUGGCCAAAGGUGACGAUUGCAUGUGGAGUUUCUUGAGGAUCCUUUGUGAGGCAGCUGCUCGUUAAAUCUUCCAAACCCCUUUUCCUAAAGCCAUGAAGACGAUCAACGAGAUCUGAGAAUGAAAAUCGGAUUGCUGAAGUCGCUUUUACGGCAGAUGAGCAGCAGAUUUGUUACUCCAUUGCUUCACUGAAAUCCUCAAACUCACUCUUCUGCAUUACACUCAAAGGUAGUCCCACUUACUACUCAGAAGGAAUCCUUUCUUACGGGUUCCAGCAGAAAGUUUUGACCUAUGGACAAAUCGGAAAACCUGAAGAAUGUGUCGGAACCGCAAGACCACAGUUCAGAGAAUGCAUUCGACGACGAUCAGCGCUGGGAGGGAGCCCCUAACGCUGCAGGAGAGACUUCCACUACAGCUGACUCAGGGAACGAAGGUGAUUUAAGCCUCAAAAAUGAUGCAGAGCCGCUCGGAAUUCUGUCAGAGAGCUUGUACAUCGAUGGAUUUAAGAGGAACUUGAAGAGGUGCGUGGAAAAGACCGCCGCCUUGCGCGCAUUGGCAGAGAUUGAGCCGAUCGUGACAAUGAUAACGCCGACGGAUAGACACCCCAACUCCAAGUGCUAUUGCUCAUCUCCUAAUCACCCUACACUUAGGGACGUGGGAAACCGAGAAUCAAACCACGAACCAUCCACGCCGUUGUCACUAGGCCAUGACGAAGACCAGACCUCGACAUGGGCGGCCACAAGCCUCCAAGAAGCACAAUCGGAGAAUACCCAAGUGGAUGCGGAGUUACAACCUGAGAAAUCCCUUGUAUUCGUCGUCCCGAAACUGACUCUGGAAAGGCAACCUUUGGUGGGCCUAACGCUUAAGAAAGUGUUGCCUAAGGUCAUGGUGGUCGUGGAGGAUCCUGUGAAGCCCCCGCCUGAAGCCGAAGUAUCAUAUCUGAAACUCUUCUCCUUCGCUGACACCGUGGACUAUUUUCUCAUGUUCCUCGGGUCCUUAGGCGCGUGUGCGCAUGGAGGAGCGGUACCGAUCUUCUUCGUCUUCUUUGGGAGGCUCAUCAAUGCCUUCGGAUUCAAUCAACACCACCCCAACAAACUUGGACAAGAAGUCGGCAAGGAAGCACUGAGCAUGUUCUAUCUAGGAUUGGUGGUCAUGUUCGCAUCAUGGCUAGAGGUGGCCUGUUGGAUUCAAACUGGAGAGCGUCAGUCAGCACGAAUCCGCGUACGUUACUUGCAAUCUAUUCUGAGCCAGGAUGUGGGCUAUUUCGACACUAGCAUCACUACUGCGGAUGUAGUCGGACAUGUUGCACAAGAUAUUUCCCUCGUGCAAGAUGCCAUCAGUGAGAAGACGGGGAAUUUCAUCCACUUCAUGGCCAAGUUCAUAGUCGGCUUCGCUGUCGGAUUCUCAUCAGUGUGGCAGCUAUCUCUCACCACACUAGCUGUAGUACCUGCAAUAGUUUUAGCUGGUUGUGCUUAUGCGAUGACAAUGACGGGCCACGCCACCAAAAGCCAACAAGCCUACGAGGACGCCGGCAAGAAAGCGGAGCAGGCCAUUACGCAAGUGCGGACGGUAUACGCUUAUGUGGGAGAGGCAAGUGAAGUGGAAGCGUACUCCAAGGAAUUGCAGAAUACUUUGAACUUAGGGAAAAAGGGAGGAUUAGCUAAAGGACUGGGGCUGGGAUUCACAUACGCACUCUGCAUUGGUGCCUGGGCUCUGUUGCUGUGGUAUGCGGGCAAGCUGGUGCGCCAAGGCUCUACCAACGGCGGCAAAGCCUUCACUACCAUCUUGAAUGUCGUCGUGGGUGGAAUAGCAUUGGGUCAGGCAUCUCCAAACUUGACAGCAUUCGCCAAAGGAAGAGCGGCAGCAUUUAAAAUCUUUGAAAUGAUUAAAAGACGGCCACUGCUUGGUCCGUCAAGCCAAAGGGGAAAAGGCAUGCAGUUGGCUUUGGUUGUGGGCAACAUAGAGUUACGAGAUGUCGGAUUCAGCUACCCAACGAGGCCUGACACACCUGUGUUUCAAAACUUCAAUCUAACCAUCCAAGCAGCAAAAUCUGUAGCCAUUGUGGGCAGUAGUGGGUGCGGCAAAAGUACCCUUGUUUCCUUGAUUGAGAGGUUCUACGACCCCACUUCUGGUGAGGUGCUACUGGAUGGCAAUAACUUAAAGAUUCUGGAUCUUAAAUGGCUUCGGAGACAAAUUGGGCUAGUUAACCAAGAGCCAGCUUUGUUUGCAACCAGCAUCCGCGAGAAUCUUCUAUAUGGGAAGGAAGAUGCGACGAUAGAUGAAAUUAUUGCUGCAACUACGGCUGCUUUUGCGCACAGCUUCAUCAACCGCUUCCCACACGGAUACGAUACGCAGGUAGGAGAGAGAGGUGUGCAACUCUCUGGAGGUGAGAGACAAAGGCUUGCCAUAGCCCGAGCAAUGCUGACGGAUCCAAAAAUCUUAAUAUUGGAUGAAGCAACAAGUGCACUGGACAGCUGUUCCGAACAAAUUGUCUGCAAGGCGCUCGAUUCGCUCAUGGUGGGAAGAACCACGGUAGUGAUAGCCCAUCGCUUGUCCACUGUUAGAAAUGCAGACACCAUUGCCGUUAUGCAACAUGGGCAGAUUGUGGAGAGCGGUAGCCACGAAAUGCUCAUGGCCAAGGAGGAACCAGGGGCUUACGCCGCCUUGAUACACAUGCAAGCACCAAGAUCACCCCCAAGUAAUGAUUCUACACCGAGCAUGAAUCCAAGGCUUGUGAAAGGAUCCUCUCUAAGUCGCAGCCAUGCCGAUUCAGAGGGCAACUUCGAGACUCAUGUCGAUCUGGGUACGUUCACGAGCUUACCAAAACCGUCGCCGUGGAGGUUGCUGAUGUUGAAUCGCCCGGAAUGGCACUUUGGUUUGUUGGGGAGCUUCGGUGCAGUCAUUGCUGGAUGCGAGUUCCCCCUUGCUGCCUUCGUUAUUGGUCAGGUGUUAGUGACCUUUUACAGCCCAGACAAACAUUUCAUGAAGAAAGAAGUUGAAAAGUACUCGACAAUCUUUGCCGGUGCAGCGAUAGUUGUCCUUCUUGGGCACACUAUGCAACACUAUUUCAUGGCUUCUAUGGGAGAAAGUCUCACUAAACGAGUGCGGGAGGUCCUUCUACAAAGAAUACUGCAGAAUGAGAUUGCGUUUUUCGAAAACGAGGAAAAUAACAGUAACGUCUUGGGAAUGAGGCUGUCAACGGACGCAGCGUCUGUUCGUGCCGCAGUUGGGGAUAGGUUGAGCACCAUUGUACAAAAUUUGGCGCUCAUUGUGACAGCGUUGGCCAUUGUCUUCGCACUGGAGUGGCGCGUUGCGUGGGUUAUGAUCGCCUGUUUUCCCCUCCUCAUCGGUGCAUUGGUGGGGGAGAACCUCUUCCUGAAAGGAUUUAGUGGAGACUUGGAUAAGUCAUAUCAAAGGACAAGCAUGAUAAUCGGUGACGCUGUGUCCAACAUUCGAACAGUAGCCGCCUUUUGCGCCGAGGGCAAGGUGCUAAAUUUAUACAUAAGAGAGCUGAGAAACCCGAAGAGGAAAUUGCUGUGGCGAGGACAAGUGGCAGGCGUAGGAUAUGGACUUUCGCAGUUCUGUAUGUACAGUUCUUAUGCAUUAGCACUGUGGUACGCAUCUACGCUUGUCAAGGCCGGUCGCGCGAGUUUUGGAAAUACCAUCAAAAUGCUCAUGGUGCUCAUCUUUGCAGCAUUUGGGGUGGCAGAAACGAUCGCUAUGGCUCCAGACUUUGUGAAGUGUUCUCAAUCACUACUCUCUAUCUUCCAGAUUCUCGAUCGCAAGACGGAAAUUGAUCCCGAGCAAUCUAUUGGGGAACAGGAAGUUAAGGGCGAGAUAGAGCUCCGUCACGUGGUUUUCAGCUAUCCAUCUCGAAACGAAGUGCCGAUCUUUGAGGACUUCAAUUUACGAGUACGAGCCGGUAGCAGCUUGGCUAUAGUGGGAGCUAGCGGUGUGGGAAAAUCUUCUGUGAUAAGCUUGAUCCUCCGUUUCUAUGACCCACUUUCAGGUCGCGUUCUCAUUGACGGAAAGGAUAUCCGAAGGCUACAUCUCCGGUCACUCCGAAAGCACAUGGGCUUGGUCCAACAAGAGCCUGCGCUCUUUGCAACAAGCAUAUACGAAAACAUAAGGUACGGCAAAGAGGACGCUACUGAAAGCGAGAUUAUCGAAGCUGCAAAGGUUGCGAAUGCGCACACAUUCAUCAGUGCACUUCCCAAAGGAUAUCGUACCCUUGUGGGGGAGCGUGGAGCUCAGCUCUCGGCGGGUCAGAAACAACGAGUAGCAAUAGCAAGAGCUGUGCUGAGAAGUCCCGCCAUCUUGUUGCUUGAUGAGGCUACAAGCUCCCUCGAUGCUCAGUCGGAGAUGGUGGUGCAAGAUGCGCUCGACCAGGUCAUGGUGGGCCGCACCACUGUCGUGAUUGCCCACCGGCUCUCGACUAUCCAGAAUGCGGAUUCUAUUGCAGUACUUCAAGACGGGAUGGUGACAGAGCAAGGAAGCCACCAAGACUUAAUCAACAUGCCCACCAGCACCUACGCGCACCUUGUGCACCAGCAAAACCGCCAUAGCAGUAGUAGAUUUGAACCAAGCUAGUCGUAGUAAGCACACCACUUUUCUCAACGUACCCAUGUCAAGGAAUUUGGAUCAGCAGCCGGAACUGGUCAGCAAGCCUGCUAAAAAUCGAAGCCGCCCUUAAGAAAGGCGCAGAAAGAAACGUGUAACAUUACUUGCGAUGUCCACUUCCUGAUUCAAUCGUUUGCGGCGGCGGACUUGAUCAGCGAUUUAGAACGCGAAUUCACACAUGAUUAACAUUACAAUGAUCUCAGUUCAUUUUUCAAAGACAUGUUGGUACUUGCCUGAAAGGCUUAGCAGAACUUGAGUAUUGGGGCAGAUCAGGGAUUAGGAAGCUAUCUUAAUAGCAGUGUGGAGAGACUGUCAUGAGCAAUAUCCACAAGCAAACUGUGUAAGUAGAAUUCGCAAUUUCAACC
Molecule: messenger RNA, 5336 nt
Organism: Physcomitrium patens
Lineage: Eukaryota; Viridiplantae; Streptophyta; Bryopsida; Funariales; Funariaceae
Product: ABC transporter B family member 19
Biological process (GO): oligopeptide export from mitochondrion
Cellular component (GO): mitochondrial inner membrane
Molecular function (GO): ABC-type oligopeptide transporter activity; ATP binding; ATP hydrolysis activity
Source: RefSeq, a predicted model, not a curated record